ACAGACUGAAGUAUAUCAGGAUGGCUCGACGCCGGGGAACUGUACCUGACAGUCCAGCAAUCCGUCGUCGAUUUCAUAAUACAAUAAACCUUUUUCUCAAGUUUUCUUCGUCAUUGGUCUCUGUAUCCUUCACUCGAUAGGUCACUGUGAACAUGCCUUCCACAAGCGAGUUAUCAGACCCCCAAGAGUACCAGAAGAUCUUUCACUGGGCCGAGACGCAAAAGGAUGGCACUAUUCCGUCUUUCAGCACGAGACGAAACGAUCCUUAUGAGUAUCAAGCCGGGUUUGGCAACGCGUUCGUCUCGGAGGCUGUCCCAGGCACCAUUCCACAGGGCCAGAACAGCCCGCGCAAUGUCCGGUUCGGGCUGUACGCAGAACAGAUCACGGCCAGCGCCUUCAUCGCCCCCAGACACUGCAAUAAGAAAGCAUGGCUAUACCGCGCUCGCCCGGCCGUUGCCCACCAAGGAUUUACUGACCUCCCCGACAACAACGACACCGAGGCGAACUUCCUCCCCAUGAACCCUCGCGUACACGUCUCGCCCACCCAGCUCGCCUGGUUCCCGUUCGACAUCCCCAGCGACGAGCAAGUGGACUUCGUCGGCGGCCUUAAGACCGUCGCUGGCUCCGGGGAGCCCACGCUGCGCGAAGGCCUGGCGACGCACGUCUACGUCGCCAACGCCAACAUGACCAAGAAAGCCUUCGUGAACUCCGACGGCGAGAUGCUGAUCAUCCCGCAGCAGGGGGCCCUCGAUAUCCAGACCGAGUUCGGCCCGUUAUUCGUGCAGCCGGGCGAGCUCGUCGUUAUCCAGCGCGGGAUCCGCUUCCGCGUCGAGCUGCCCGAUGGGCCGUCUCGAGGCUACAUCCUCGAGAUCUGGGGCAGUCAGUUUGAGCUGCCCGAGCUGGGGCCCCUGGGCGCCAACGGCCUGGCCAACGCCCGCGACUUCCUCGUGCCCACGGCCAAGUACGAGAUUUCACAGGAAUCGUGGGAGAUCGUCUACAAGCUCGGCGGGAAAUUCUUCAAGAGCAAGCAGAACCACAGCCCGUUUGACGUGGUCGCGUGGCAUGGGAAUUAUGUACCCUACAAAUACGACCUCACCAAAUUCGUCAACGUCGGCUCCAUCUCCGUCGAUCACAUCGACCCGUCCAUCUUCUGUGUGCUGACGGCCAAGUCGCGCGAUCUCACGGCCCCGCUGGCCGAUCUACUUAUCUUCUCUCCGCGCUGGGACGUCGCCUCCCACACCUAUCGCCCACCAUACUACCACCGCAACGCCGCCUCGGAACUCAUGGGUCUCAUCUACGGCGACUACGGCGGCCGCUCCGACGCCUUCCAGCCGGGUAGCAUCUCGUUCGAGUGCGGGAUGGUCCCCCACGGCGUCGCCUACGAGGAAUUCCAAGCCGCGACCACCACCGCGCCCCCGACCAUGCAGAUCUCGCUGGCCUCGAUGGCGUUCAUGUUCGAGUCGAGCCGACCGUUCACGAUCACGGAGUUCGCGUGGUCGAGUGCCAAGAGGCAUGAGCAUGAGCCGAAGAUGUGGGAUAAUCUCGUUGAUCAUUUCUCGGAGCAUGCGGCGGAGGUGCAGGCUGCGUUGGCGCAGGCUGCGGCCCGGAGGAGGGGGUGAUUUGAUUUAGCUUAGCUUGGUGUGUUUGUCGGUAGUCUUGGAUUGGAUUGCUGAGGUGGGAAGGUCGGAAGGGGGAAGGUCUUUCGGACUGUAUAUAGUGAGGUAGAUUGUUAGAAGGUGGAGUGGGUAUUCGUGG
Aspergillus homomorphus CBS 101889 is the source of this 1755-nucleotide messenger RNA. Its product is annotated as putative homogentisate 1,2-dioxygenase. Gene Ontology annotation, biological process: L-phenylalanine catabolic process. The record is from RefSeq and is a predicted model, not a curated record. The transcript has 7 exons. NCBI's taxonomy places the organism in Eukaryota, Fungi, Ascomycota, Eurotiomycetes, Eurotiales, Aspergillaceae. Gene Ontology annotation, molecular function: homogentisate 1,2-dioxygenase activity. Gene Ontology annotation, cellular component: cytoplasm. Bases 153 to 1619 code for a protein of 488 amino acids.